Messenger RNA from Colletotrichum paranaense, 423 nucleotides. RefSeq lists its product as uncharacterized. Lineage: Eukaryota; Fungi; Ascomycota; Sordariomycetes; Glomerellales; Glomerellaceae. The coding region runs from base 1 to 423 and encodes 140 amino acids. The transcript has 2 exons. The record is from RefSeq and is a predicted model, not a curated record.
AUGUCGGUCAAAUUCCUUCCGAGACUCCAAGAGAAAGCAAUCCCGACAAGUUUGAUCAUUACCGGCACUCACCUUGCUCUGAUUCCGGCAGUGACUUUACCAGCAUACUCUGCUUCCAAGGCAGCUCUUCAUGCCUUUAUCUACUCUCUGAGACAACAACUACAAGGGUCUAGCACUAAGAUCGUAGAGAUCUGGCCUCCCUUAGUGCAAACCGAAUUGCACGAUUACAUGGGCGAGGAGAAAGGUCGAUCGAUGGGAAUGCCUGUUGACGCGUUUACCAAUGAGACAUACAAGCAACUUGUUUCGGGCACUGAACAUAUUCUGGUUGGCUCAGUCGGCCUGGAAGAACCAUUCCUGCAGUUGGUAAAGGCAAGACAGAAACAGUCGGAUGAUCUGUCAAAAUUCAUGCUCUCACACCCCUAA